AUAAAAUAUUGCACUCUAAGUACAUUUAGCAUGACUACUAACCUCGAUAUACGUCCUUUACCAGCAGCUUUGCAAUCCAAAGCUAUCGAGGAACUAAAUGAAAAUCCCUCUAAAAUAGCUGAUGAUUUGAAUGCUCUUAAAGAAUGGAUUUUAAAGCAACCCCAUUUAAAAACACGCAUGUCAAAUCAAUUCUUAAUAGCCUUUCUGAGAGGUUGCAAGUACAGUUUGGAAAAGGCUAAAAAGAAACUGGAUGGUUAUUAUACAAUGAGAACAAACUUUCCCGAAUUGUUUCAAUCCUUUAGCGAUGAACAAAGAGUCAGAGCGAUUAUACGUAUGGGAGUUGCCUUGCAAUUACCCUUACCCUUAAAAGAAGAUGGUCCCCGCUUAGUGCUGAUACGUACCGGCCAUUAUGAUCCCGAGGUGGUUAGUCUUUAUGAAUUAAUGAAAAUUAAUGUGUUGAAAAAUGAUUUACUAAUGCUCAAUGAUGACAAUUGUAUCGUAAGUGGUUUCAUACAACUGUUAGAUUUUGAGGAAUUUAAUAGCAAACACUUUUUUCACUUUCAACCCUUGAACAUGAAACGUAUUAGCCACUACAUAGAAGAGGCUUUGCCUAUGCGCAAUAAAGCUUCACAUUUCUUUAAUACAGGCGCUACUUUUGAGUCAGCAUUUGCCAUGUUAAAACCAAUACUGCCGGCUAAAGUUCAGGAGAGAAUGAUUGUACAUCCUGAUAUGGAUUCUUUGUAUGAACAUGUGCCCCAAAAAUAUUUACCCCUGGAAUAUGGCGGUGAAAAUGGCUGCAUAGAGGAACUGAUAGCGGCGGGGGAAGAUUUUAUUAUGAAAUAUCGUGAAUAUUUAUUAGAGGAAAAAGAAUAUGGCACCAAUGAGUCGUUGCGUCCGGGCAAACCUUUAGACUUUGAUGCCAUAUUCGGAGUAGAGGGUUCUUUUCGUAAAUUGAAUGUUGAUAUGUCAAAAAUCCGCCCUUUAUCAGCUAAACUGUCGCUAAAAGCUCAAGAAGAAUUGGGCGAGAAACCAGAACGCAUAGAUGAUGAUAUAAAGGCGUUGCGUGAAUGGAUACAAAAACAGCCCCAUUUAAAAGCACGCACAGAAGAUCAAUUAUUGGUGGCAUUUUUACGUGGCUGCAAAUAUAGUUUGGAAAAGGCUAAACAGAAGAUUGAUAGUUUUUAUGCCAUGCGAAAUGCGGUGCCCGAAUUAUAUAAAAAUCGUUUUGUAGAUGACAAAGCUAUUGCUAUAUUGAGACAAGGCUGUUUAUUGCGCCUGCCCAAACCUUUAAGUGAAGAUGGUCCCCGCAUACACAUUUCCCGCUAUGGUCUUUACGAUACGGAUAAGUUUAGUUUAACCGAAGUGGUUAAAGUUGGCACCAUGUUGGGUGAAAUACAAUUUCAUGAAGAUGACAAUGCCAUGGUUAUGGGUUUCAUAGAAGUUAUAGAUCUCAAAGGUGUGGCAGCCGGUCAUAUAUUUCAAUUUGAUGCAGUAUUAGUGAAAAAACUAGCUGUGCUGGGUGACAAAGCGUGGCCCUACAGACCAAAGGGAUUUCAUUUUGUAAAUGCUCCAACGGGUACCGAAAAAUUGCUCUCAAUAGCCAAAGGUCUGAUGAGUGAGAAAAUCAAACAGAGAUUCCACAUUCAUUCCAAAUAUGAAUCUUUAUAUGAAUAUAUACCACAAGAUUGUUUGCCCGCUGAAUAUGGUGGCAGUAAUGGCACUGUACAGGAUGUUAUCAAUACCUGGGAGAAGAAACUUUUGGAAUACAAAUCCUAUUUUGACGAAGAGGUUCAAUAUUGUACCAAUGAGAAACUUAGACCCGGACGACCAGUUAAUUCCGAAUCAUUGUUUGGUAUUGAAGGUUCUUUUAGAAAAUUGGACAUUGAUUAAAAUUGUACAACUAUUUUUGUAAUGUUUGAGUGAGAAGAAAAUGACAAAAUAUACCUAGAUUUUUUUGAAAUAAUAAA
This is a messenger RNA of Calliphora vicina (urban bluebottle blowfly), 1967 nucleotides long. RefSeq lists its product as uncharacterized. Gene Ontology annotation, cellular component: membrane. The coding region runs from base 31 to 1890 and encodes 619 amino acids. Gene Ontology annotation, molecular function: phosphatidylinositol bisphosphate binding. Lineage: Eukaryota; Metazoa; Arthropoda; Insecta; Diptera; Calliphoridae. The transcript is spliced from 6 exons. The record is from RefSeq and is a predicted model, not a curated record.